Peronospora matthiolae is the source of this 1221-nucleotide messenger RNA. NCBI's taxonomy places the organism in Eukaryota, Oomycota, Peronosporomycetes, Peronosporales, Peronosporaceae. The record is from the annotation of a GenBank genome assembly.
AUGGAGAACGUUGACGUUGAUACCGCUUUCCUCUACGGCGAAGUCAAGGAAGAGAUCUACAUGGAUCAGCCGGAUGGAUGUGUUGAAAAGCAAUACCUUGACAAGAAGUGUCUGCUAAACAAAGCUUUGUACGGACCAAAGCAAGCGGCAAGAGAAUGGAAUCAUCGUCUUAACUCACACCUUGAAAGCCAAGGGUUCACGCGUACGUCUGCCGAUCUCUGUGUCUAUGUGCGACGAUCGGAUACUCAAUUUAGUCUGGUGAUCAUUCACGUUGACGACUUGAUGCUCUUCGCUCGGACGCAAGAACACAUCGAUGACAUCAAGCGUGCACUCAAGACCGAGUUCAGUAUUAAAGAGCUCGGCGAACUGAAGUACUGUCUUGGCAUCAAAUUGACGCGUGAUCGCAAGAGCAAAUCUAUUCGAAUGAAUCAGCGUGCUUACAUCAAGCGUUUGACUGAGAAAUUCGGCGUCGACCAAUGCAAGGACGUGCACACACCGUCAAACGAAAGUGAAAAGCUGACCAAGCUGGGGGACGAUGAUGAAUUCGUGCCGAAGUGGCCUUACCGUGAGCUAGUUGGUGCACUUAUGUACGUUGCAACGUGCACUAGACCAGACAUCAUGUUCGCGGUAGGAGAAGUGGCCAAAUACUGCGAAAGGCAUGGAAAAAGCCACUGGAUCGCGGCCAAGCGUGUGCUAAAAUACCUGAAGACAACUGCAGAUUACAGCAUUGUAUUUAGCGGUAAAGAUAAGGGAGAGUUGCUCGGUUUUGCUGAUGCGUCAUGGGCAAGUGACCUGGAUUCUCGCCGCUCGACGACAGGCUACGUUUUCUUUCUGCACGGCAAUGUGGUGUCGUGGAAGUCGAAGAGACAACCGACAGUGGCGACGUCUAGCACCGAGGCUGAGUACAUAGCAUCGUACGCUGCAGCGCAAGAGGCGGUGUGGCUACGACUAUUACUGUCCGACAUUGGCGUAGAACUUGGAGCGGCUACGACCAUCUAUGAAGACAAUCAAGGCUGUACUGCGCUGGCGAAGAAUCCAGUCUACCAUGCAAGAACAAAACUUAUCGACAUCAAGUAUCACUUUCUUCGCGACAAGGUUGAGGAAGGCGUCAUUGAGCUUGAGUACAUGCCAACAGAAGCGAUGAUUGCAGACGGCUUGACGAAGGCUCUCGGGCGUACCAAGCAUGCAGUUUUUCUGCAAGGUCUACAUCUGGAAGUGUAG